AUGUCUUCGACGCGCGCCCUCUACCGCAAUCUCCUCCGCGAGCUACCGCCGCUCACGCCCAAGCCCACAAGCCUGCACGCGCGCCUGCGACAGCGGUUCAACCGCAGCGCCGACAUGCCGAAGGAGCACGCCGAGCAGUUCCUCAAGUACCUGCAGUGCCAGCGCGUCUACGUCACGCUGCUGGAGCGCUACAAUCCGGGGCUGGCCGGAGACUUGGAUGUCGAGGAGCACACGCGGCUCACCGCUAGGAGGGUCGGGUUGAAUAUGCCGAAGACUUUCAAGGUUGGAGACGAGAAAAAGUAG
Messenger RNA from Tricharina praecox, 303 nucleotides. RefSeq names its product ras guanyl-nucleotide exchange factor. The coding region runs from base 1 to 303 and encodes 100 amino acids. Gene Ontology annotation, biological process: mitochondrial proton-transporting ATP synthase complex assembly. The record is from RefSeq and is a predicted model, not a curated record. The transcript has a single exon. Gene Ontology annotation, cellular component: mitochondrial matrix. NCBI's taxonomy places the organism in Eukaryota, Fungi, Ascomycota, Pezizomycetes, Pezizales, Pyronemataceae.